AUUGGGAACACAUUUCUUCGCGUGACGGUGUAGCGCUCGAGUGAACGCAAGCCGGCUAUUUGGUUUCUGAACCCGCAUCACAUCACGUAUUGCUCCAGGCGUGCACCGCAGUUUUAGCGUUUGCAAAUUUGCACAUUCAAUAUGAUCAAACGAAAAGCACCAACAGAUAAUCCUAAUUCUGGAAUUACAGAUUUUUUGACAGAACUUGCCGAUUAUGAGAAAAAUGUCAACAGAUCAUUUCAUAAAUCAAAUGCAUAUCGGAAAGCAGCAAGUGCCAUAUCGAAAUGUAACGAAUCAAUAAAAAAGGGAUCAGAUGCUCGGAAACUGGAAGGCGUGGGUGCAAAAAUCGCUGAAAAAAUUGAUGAAUUCCUUACCACUGGAAAACUUCGCAAGAUUGAGAAAAUCAGAUCAGAUGAAACAUCUCAAGCAAUAUCCCUUCUCACAAGAGUAUCAGGAAUUGGUCCUGCCGCUGCGAGGAAAUUGGUUGAUGAAGGUCUGACAACGCUUGAACUUUUACGAGAAAAUAUAAAUAAACUAACACAUCAUCAACAAAUUGGACUCAAGUACUUUGAAGAUUUCGAAAAAAGAAUUCCAAGAGCGGAGAUGGAAGUACUUGAAAAAGUAGUCAAUGAAAGAAUACAAGAAUUGGAUAAAGAAUACAGAAGUCAAGUAUGUGGAAGUUACAGACGUGGGGCAUCAUCUAGUGGUGAUAUUGACGUGUUACUUACUCAUUCCUCGUUUUCUUCAACCGAUAAGCAGAAAAGGGGUGAUUUGCUGGAAAAAGUUGUAACGGAUCUUCAGAGCAUAAACUUUGUCACGGAUAUACUUUCAAUGGGACAGACAAAAUUUAUGGGGGUUUGCUGCUGGGAGGACUUCAAGUCACUUGAUGAAUCUGGGGAUUCCCAUUCAACAUUUCGAAGAAUUGAUAUAAGGUUGGUACCUCAAGAUCAGUUUCCCUGUGCAAUGUUGUAUUUCACCGGGAGCGAUUUAUUCAACAAAAGGAUGCGAACGUUAGCGUUAGAAAAAGGAUUCACAAUAAAUGAGUAUUCAAUACGUCCUCAAGGUUCAACUGGUAUACCUGGUGAACCUCUUCCUGUCUCAUGUGAAGAAGAUAUAUUUGAUUACAUCGAUAUGCCUUAUGUUGAACCAAGCAAACGAAGUGAAUAAAUAAGAUGAUUCAUUCAGAUUUGUCAAUUAUCUUAUGUCUUCUGCUUGAAGAUGAAAUAUUCUGAGAUGCUAUCCACUGGGCGAGUAGUCAUGCAUCCUGAUUCCAUGAUUACCUCUUCAGAGCAUUUAAUUUCUGGUUUUAAAUGUUCUUGAAUGAUUUGAUCUUUGACUUUUUAUGCAUAUAUAGUUAACGAUGAAAAAAUCGCUUUGUUCAACUACAGUAUGCAAUGUAUUCAUACCUUUUUUAUUAUUUUUUGUGUUGCAUCAUUGUAUUCUACGAUACUUGUGUUGAGAAUAAAAUGUGCAUCAUACCUUUAACAUGAUGGAAAUAA
Molecule: messenger RNA, 1499 nt
Organism: Styela clava
Lineage: Eukaryota; Metazoa; Chordata; Ascidiacea; Stolidobranchia; Styelidae
Product: DNA polymerase beta-like
Biological process (GO): base-excision repair; double-strand break repair via nonhomologous end joining
Cellular component (GO): nucleus
Molecular function (GO): DNA-directed DNA polymerase activity; DNA binding
Source: RefSeq, a predicted model, not a curated record